Molecule: messenger RNA, 6144 nt
Organism: Arvicanthis niloticus (Nile rat)
Lineage: Eukaryota; Metazoa; Chordata; Mammalia; Rodentia; Muridae
Gene: Efr3b
Product: EFR3 homolog B
Biological process (GO): protein localization to plasma membrane
Cellular component (GO): plasma membrane
Source: RefSeq, a predicted model, not a curated record
GGUGUAUGCGGCUGCUGCGGCGCCCUUCGUCCCAGGUACAAGAGGCUGGUGGACAAUAUCUUCCCUGAAGAUCCUGAGGAUGGUCUGGUGAAGACCAACAUGGAGAAACUAACCUUCUAUGCCCUCUCAGCACCAGAAAAGCUGGAUCGAAUUGGUGCCUACCUCUCAGAGAGGCUCAUCAGAGACGUGGGUCGCCAUCGAUAUGGGUACGUGUGUAUUGCCAUGGAGGCGCUGGACCAGCUGCUCAUGGCCUGCCACUGCCAGAGCAUCAACCUCUUCGUGGAAAGCUUCCUUAAAAUGGUGGCCAAGCUGCUGGAGUCAGAGAAGCCAAACCUGCAGAUCCUCGGCACCAACUCGUUUGUGAAGUUUGCCAACAUUGAAGAGGACACCCCCUCCUAUCAUCGAAGCUAUGACUUCUUUGUGUCCCGAUUCAGUGAAAUGUGCCACUCAAGCCACGAUGACUUGGAAAUCAAGACUAAGAUCCGGAUGUCAGGCAUCAAAGGCCUGCAAGGGGUAGUGAGGAAGACGGUGAAUGAUGAGCUGCAGGCUAACAUCUGGGACCCACAGCACAUGGACAAGAUUGUCCCGUCUCUGCUCUUCAAUCUGCAGCACGUGGAAGAGGCAGAGAGCCGGUCUCCCUCGCCCCUCCAAGCACCAGAGAAGGAAAAGGAGAACCCAGCAGAGCUGGCUGAGAGGUGUCUGAGAGAGCUGCUGGGCCGGGCAGCCUUCGGCAAUAUCAAGAACGCCAUCAAGCCUGUUCUUAUCCACCUGGAUAACCAUUCUCUCUGGGAACCCAAAGUGUUUGCCACCCGUUGUUUUAAAAUCAUCAUGUACUCAAUUCAGCCGCAGCACUCCCACCUGGUUAUCCAGCAGCUCCUGGGCCACCUGGACGCCAACAGCCGCAGCGCGGCGACUGUGCGCGCCGGCAUCGUGGAAGUCCUAUCGGAAGCUGCAGUUAUCGCGGCUACAGGCUCUGUCGGGCCCACGGUACUGGAGAUGUUCAACACCCUGCUGCGGCAGCUGCGGCUCAGCAUCGACUACGCGCUAACCGGGAGCUACGACGGCGCUGUAAGCCUGGGCGCCAAGAUCAUCAAGGAGCAUGAGGAGCGCAUGUUCCAGGAGGCGGUCAUCAAAACCAUCGGCUCCUUCGCCAGCACACUGCCGACCUACCAGCGCUCAGAGGUGAUUCUCUUCAUCAUGAGCAAAGUCCCGCUGCCUUCCCUGCAUCACCCGGUAGAGACCGGCCGGACAGGGGAGAAUAGGAACCGACUGACUCAGGUCAUGUUGCUGAAGUCCCUCCUUCAGGUAUCCACGGGUUUCCAGUGCAACAACAUGAUGUCAGCCCUGCCCAGCAACUUCCUGGACCGCCUUCUCUCCACUGCCCUCAUGGAGGAUGCAGAAAUCCGCCUCUUUGUCCUAGAGAUUCUCAUCAGCUUUAUUGAUCGUCAUGGCAACCGCCACAAAUUCUCUACCAUCAGCACCCUUGGUGACAUCUCAGUCCUGAAGUUGAAAGUGGACAAGUGCUCCCGGCAGGACACUGUCUUCAUGAAGAAGCACUCCCAGCAGCUGUACCGGCACAUCUACCUGAGCUGUAAGGAGGAGACGAACAUCCAGAAGCACUACGAGGCCCUCUAUGGCCUGCUGGCGCUCAUCAGCAUUGAGCUGGCCAAUGAGGAGGUGGUGGUGGACCUCAUCCGACUGGUGCUGGCUGUUCAGGAUGUGGCCCAGGUCAACGAAGAGAAUCUGCCUAUCUAUAACCGCUGUGCACUCUACGCUCUGGGUGCAGCCUACCUGAACCUCAUCAGCCAGCUCACAACAGUGCCUGCCUUCUGCCAGCACAUCCAUGAGGUUAUAGAGACCAGGAAGAAAGAGGCACCAUACAUGCUUCCUGAGGAUGUGUUUGUGGAAAGGCCCAGGCUGUCUCAGAAUCUAGAUGGUGUGCUGAUCGAGUUUCUCUUCCGCCAGAGCAAAAUCAGUGAGGUUCUGGGAGGCAGCGGCUACAAUUCAGACAGGCUUUGCCUGCCCUACAUCCCUCAGCUGACAGAUGAAGAUCGAUUGUCCAAGAGGAAGAGCAUUGGGGAGACCAUUUCCCUUCAAGUAGAGGUGGAGUCCAGGAACAGCCCAGAGAAAGAGGAGCGAGUUCCUGCAGAAGAGAUCACCUACGAGACACUGAAGAAGGCCAUUGUGGACAGUGUGGCAGUUGAGGAACAGGAGCGUGAACGGCGGCGACAGGUGGUAGAGAAAUUCCAGAAGGCACCCUUCGAGGAGAUUGCAGCCCACUGUGGGGCCCGAGCAUCACUGCUGCAGAGCAAACUCAACCAGAUCUUUGAAAUCACCAUCCGGCCCCCUCCAAGCCCUUCAGGAACCAUCAGUGCAGCCUACGGCCAGCCACAGAAUCACUCCAUCCCUGUCUAUGAGAUGAAGUUUCCCGAUCUGUGCGUAUACUGAAUUCCAGGAGACAGAACUCCUUAGAGGACACAGUCUGCGGGAGGACCACCUUCCUGCUCGCUCUCACCGUGUGGAAAUCUAGCUGGGAUAACUAAGAACUAGUCACCUUGGACAGUGAGCUAAGGUGGAGCCUCUGGCCCUCUGUGGUCCUCCUGCCUCCUCCUUGUCUUCUGUGAGGAGGAACCAGCAAUCAGCCCUCUGGGCUAAAAAGCAUCUCACCUGUCUUCUCUUUUGUAUCAGCCAAGGACAGAGAGUGUCUCCAUUGAGAAGCAGAAGGGCCUGGGAAGCCUCCAUUGAGGAUGUGUCUAUGAGGGAGUGUCAGCCACUCCCAAAGAAAGGAGCCUGAUAUCCGCAUGGUUGGUCUAAGGAAGGCAUAGAUGGCACUUGGGGAAACUGAGGAAAUCCCCCCUUACCCCCCACUCCCCACAUAAAGAAUUGACAGUGUGAGAGCUCAGAGGUGAUGUCUGCUCUCACCUCUUAAGUCUUGGGUAUCUUACCCAGCGUCCUGUUUACUCUCUAGUUGUCUGUGUUUCUUUUUCUACUGUUAAUGAAUGCUAAGCGCUCAUAGCAGGAGCUGGGGAUGGAGAGUGGCUGGGCCUCCCAGACUGUGUGGCAGUGUCAGUAAGGGCCAGGUGUGGCAGUGUGUGUCCUGGCUGCACAAUUCUCUCACAUUCUCUGUCCAGCCUGUGGUGGAUCUUCUCUGGUUCUCUCUCCUCUGGAUGUUUCCUGGGUUGUAAAGUUUGGUCCCUGAUGUCUCUUUCCACAGCUUCUGUGAUGAGAGAAAGCUAGCUGGUUCUAGAUGGCUAGAGAGAGGGGAGGAAGUGCCCGGGCCCUGAGGCCUGUCCGCAUCACUUCCCAUGGAAGAUGCUCCCAGCAGUAGUUAGGGGUUGGGAGAGGCAGAGGAGGGAGCAGUUGUGCAAGCGACACUUUAGAAUUUGGGGAAAGAAAAUUUUAAAAAUAGAACUGAAACAAUAUUUUCCCUCUCUGGGUAAAGUCUGAGACACUGGGGACAACUGGCCUUACUUGUAGCCAGGUGAGAGGUAGUAGGAAUCACUUUGUCUUCCGUUUCCUCUAUGUGCCAGCUGCCUGUCCCUGUGUGACUCGUGUGUGCUGGGAGCAGCUGACCCAGGACUCGGCGGGUACAAAAAAAGCCUAUUUGCUGUCUUCUUAGUUUGAUUUUGAUCCUUUCCUGUUGCCCCUCUUCGUAUCUCCAUGCCUCCCAGAAUGCCUAGCACUGGGAGUACUCCACAGUCCAGCAUAGUCCUUUCUUUCCCUUUCAAACUCCCCAUAAGUUUUCUGAGCUGUUUUCUUCUCAGACCCAACAUUGCUCCAGAAAUUUUGAUUCUUAGAAAGGGGGAGUGGUUCUGUUGACCUGCAAGAAUCAUUUCUAGGGUAUGGUUUUAGGCGGUGUGGCCUGGAGUCAUAAAGGAACCAUUUCUGCUAAGAAAAUAGGCUUCUCGGGACCCUGCCUGGUGACAGCCUGCUCACUAGGACAGAAUUAGGAGACCUGGAACUCACAUGCUUCCCAUUGCACAUGUGUUAAGAAUCACAGACGGGGCCCUCCUGACCCUUUCCCCAGACUUUCCCAUUUGUAAUACAACUCUUUCCCAUGGUCCCUGCACUGAGCUAAGGGCUCACGACUCCAGCAUGGCCUGCAUGGUCUCAGAUCCCUGAGGACAACACCCCAAUACCACCCACAUGGCUUUGGAGCUGUGUAGCUUCUGCUCAACCCAACUUUAUAAGCAUGGCCUUAGGCUUCUCCUCAAUACCACUUUACUAAGAAGGCAAGUUUAAACACGAAGGCAGGUAACCUUUUAGAAACUAGGAAAAUCUAAGCCUUGGGCUAAAACCCAUCUUUCUUCACUUGCCGGCCAUUAUCUUUUAUUCCAUGCUUGACUUGAAUAAGAGUCCCUUAAUCUCUUUAUUGUCCCCAACUGACAUCAUUGUCUGCCUCUGAGGUAUCUUAACCCUAGUUGUGGAUUAGGAGAGACACUUUCUAAUCUUUCAAGAGCCAGCCUCAGAACCAGAUGCCUCCAGGCCCACUCAGAAACUUGUGUCUCUCACCCCGCCCCAGGAACUGAGGAAAAGGCAGAGUUCUGGUCAACAGACUCAACUGCUGUUCAGUUGUCUUCUCCGUAUUCCUGUCUCUUCAUACCAUGGCGGUGUGGCAGGGACAUGCUGCUUUUAGAGAGCUGGCCACUUGUGUGCCCUUCUCUUGGUAGAACUGAUUUAAAUUUACAUUCAGUAGGAUACUGGGUUGCCUGUUGACAGGAAAUGGGAUCUGAUCCUGGCCAAGUAUGCCUCAGAGACGGGGAAGUCCAGAUGGUGAUGCAGGAGGAUCUGUCCCUCCAUCACAAGGCUGGGAAGAGAGGCAAAAGAACAUGGGGUGGGAGCUAGGAGAGGAGCCCAGUGCCCAUUCUUGCCUUCCUAGUCCCUGGUGUCUGACAUCACUGUCUCAAGCCUUGUUCUGUUUUCCUUCCCUGUUGUAAACCAGAAUCAAAAGGAACCAACAAACCUAUUAAGGCCAACUGGUCCCCACCCCCACAAUCAAAGCACCCAGGACUCUGGCUUCUUAGGCAAGAGUGGCAUACUGCUGACAGAAUCUAGUUAGGCAUGAUGUGUUUGAGGUUUAGAAGUUAACAUGGUUGAUCAUCAAAAGUAUAAGAAGUGGAUUAAGAGAAAAUACCUGAUCCAGAAACAGCUGCUGUUUCCCCUGUACUGAGCCUGUUUCUUGUUUUCUCUUUACUUUGAAGACUAAAAUAAAUGGUUUCAUGACUCCUAAAUAGCCUCAUCGAAAACCUAGACAUGUUCCACCUGCACACAAAGCUAGAAAACAUGGGCCUGGGACUGAGGACCCUGGUCAGAGCAGCCAUAUCCUGUAUGCUGCCUGUGCACAGGGUGUGCCUGGUCCAUACAAUGCACUUCAACUGGAAAAGCCCUAAGACUCUUGACUUCUUGAAAAAAACGCUCCAGGCUUCCUGAGGGUCCCUGGGUCACGGUACCUUCCAGUUGUCCUUUUGCUGUCACAGGCCUACCAUCCUGCUACAGAGAAAGCUGCUAAGCCCAGUGGCUUAGCUGUGUUUGAGGCCUGGGGGGAAGGCAAGGCCUGAGCUGUGGGUCUGAACUUUGUGUUUAAAGCAGACUUGGAGGUCGGGGAGGGGCAUAUCAGGCAGGCUGUGUCUGCUUUCUUUGACCUUCUCUGGCAAAGAGAUUGCAACGUAGCUCGGUUGACUGCCCUUUGGCAUCAGCCGUGCUCCUUCGGGGAGCAUGGGAAUUUCCCGAGCUCAGCACUUGCCCUUUCUGAACUCUUAAUGACUGGAGUCUGGCACAUGGAGCAUAAAAGCGCACACCCAUAGAUGCUGCAUCCCAUCUAUUUCAGUGUGUCUGAGGUGUUUUAGACCUUCAUGACCUGGCUGAGUGUAUGUUUGUGUCUAUGUCUGUGCAUGUGUGAAUAUAGUUUGUAGUUGCCAACGUUGUGUAUAUAAUAGCCAACAUAUUUGUAUGUAAGCACAGAAUUGGCACCUGUGGCAGUUUUCUGUAUUUUAAACUUGUUGUAUCAAGUUAGUUUUCCUUCCAGGGAAGCAGGUAAUUGGAGGGAGUCUUCUAAAGUCAUUCUCUAGAACUAUUUGCCAUGGUUGAUGCCCUUUUCAAAUAAAUGUUAAUGUUGUCACCAUAUGGCUGUCUAUUUGAAUUCUU